Mesorhabditis spiculigera is the source of this 732-nucleotide messenger RNA. NCBI's taxonomy places the organism in Eukaryota, Metazoa, Nematoda, Chromadorea, Rhabditida, Rhabditidae. The record is from the annotation of a GenBank genome assembly.
AUGAAGUGGAAAAGUAUUUCCGGCCGCGACGGCGAGGUCCACGAUACAUUAACCCCGGAAAAUGCGGCCGAUCUUCUAUUUUCUGCCGGAUGGCGUACAGUUGCUGAAAUUAACUCGAUGCCCGAUGAAGACAAACGAAAUACGAUCAUCGUCGAGUUGCACAACCGACUAGCGCAGACGAUCGGAUACUUGCAGGGGCGCGAUACACCAGCCCUAGUGGCUGCCGGCGGACUCUACCUCAUCUUGAAAAGAAAUGGAUGGAGAAGAGAGGAUGAAUUGCAUGCAAUGAGCGUUGAGGACACUCGGAACACUUGUAUCGUGGAGUUGGCCAACAAGGGAUAUGGUAGCAUCCGCGAGCUACAGGGGCACGCAAAUCGAGAGCUGGUCGAGAAGGCGGCGAACUUUUAUGAGAAAAGCAACGAGCCGGCGAGCGUCAUCUCCAUGACCCUCCACUUCGACCAGGUCCAAAUCCAAAAGCAGUCCCCAAAAGUCCUCGCCGUUCGCGAAUUCGACAAUUCACAAAGCUCCGAGACCCUCUUCGAGACGUUCAGCUUUGCCGAGACGAAUGCUGAAGAAGAAUCGCUUGGAUAUAGCGAUCAGGUCACCAACAACAUCCUCAUGAAAGUCGGCAUCUCGUAUGAGGUGACAGCCCCCUUCUUCUCCACCAACGAGAGCCUGGAGCUCCAGCGCCAUGAUGCGGAAAAUUUCCCGAAGCACGUCUUGGCAUCGGUG